Amoebophrya sp. A25 is the source of this 204-nucleotide messenger RNA. Lineage: Eukaryota; Dinophyceae; Syndiniales; Amoebophryaceae. The record is from the annotation of a GenBank genome assembly.
GUUGAGGAGGAAGAGCGCGACUUUCACGCGGAUGACGGGGUUAGGAACGAUCAGAAAAAGCAGAUGCAAAAACAGGACAGAAUAUCGAGUACGACGACGCCAGCAACAGGAGCUUCGAACUACGACACUGCAACGUCGAUGACCCCUAGGCUACCUAGUAACUACAACGCGCUGCCAGCAUGGCGAUGGCAUCAGGAACGCGGU